GCUGCCUCUUCAAUAACAUUCCAAGCUUUUCUUUUUUUUAGGGGCUACAUAAAUAACACUGCCGUCAAGAUUAACCGGGUCGUUUGGUCGUUUUUUUCACCGCUACCAUUUUUGCUCGGCUUCCUACAACAAAGCGAACAACAGGUCGGGAAAUGUGCCGUUUUUUGGUGCUCCCGGUUGUCCUGGGGUUCUUCGCCGCCCUGGUGAACUCCUUCCCCACACAGGAGCCCGAAAACGGGAAGAACUGGGUGGUGAUCGUCGCUGGCUCGUCUUCCUGGUACAAUUACAGACAUCAGGCGGACGCGUGCCAUGCCUACCAGAUUGUGCACAAGAACGGCAUCCCGGAUGAGCAGAUUGUGGUCAUGAUGAUGGACGACUUGGCACAAGCUGAAGAGAAUCCUACACCUGGCAUCUUGAUCAACAGGCCCAAUGGUAGCGACGUUUACAAAGGUGUCCUCAAGGACUACACGUCUCAAGAUGUUACUCCGGAAAACUUCCUGGCCGUACUGAAAGGUGAUGCCUCUAAAGUUAAAGGAGGCUCUGGGAAAGUCUUAAAGAGCGGUCCCAACGAUCACGUCUUUGUUUACUUCACUGACCAUGGAGCGCCUGGAAUUAUUGCCUUCCCUGAUGGAGAGUUGCAUGUCAAAGACCUCCAAGAGACCAUCCAGUACAUGCACGACAAUAAGAAGUACAAGAAGCUGGUGUUCUACAUCGAAGCCUGCGAGUCAGGGUCAAUGAUGAAAGAUCUGCCUGACGACAUUGACGUUUAUGCAACCACAGCCGCCAACUCCCACGAGUCAUCCUACGCUUGCUACUAUGACUCAGAACGUGACACCUACCUGGGAGACUGGUACAGUGUCAACUGGAUGGAAGACUCUGAUGCGGAGGACCUGUCCAAGGAAACGCUGUUGAAACAGUUCCGAAUCGUCAAGAGUCACACCAACACCAGCCACGUGCAGCAGUUUGGAAACAAAACUCUGGCCCACAUGAAGGUGGCGGCCUUCCAGGGGACGCGCAAGAGCGGAGCCGGCGCCCCCGGCCCGUUGCCUCCCGUGAGGGAACUGGACCUGACGCCGAGUCCCGAUGUUCCCCUGGCCAUCCUCAAGAGGAAGCUGAUGGCCUCCAACGACAUUGGCGUGGCCCGGAGGGUUCUCUCAGAAAUAAACACACACUUUAAGGUGAGGGAGAUGUUGGCGACGACCAUGUAUCAAAUCGCCGAGAGGGUGACGGGCGAUCGUUCCGAAGCCGAGGAGGUGGUCAACGAGAGGCGGGACCUGACGCAGCACCAAUGCUACCGGACCGCCGUGGACCACUACAAACACAACUGCUACAACUGGAACAAAGCCAAGUAUGAAUAUGCACUGAGACAUUUAUAUGCUCUGGUCAACAUGUGUGAGAGAGGCUACACCGCUGACAGCAUCCAGAUGGCCAUGGACUCGGUGUGCCACUACAGCGAAUGAACAAAACUCCUCAAAAUAUGAACGCUGCUUGGUUAUUGGUUUUUAUUAACAGUCUAUUAACAAUUUUUAUGUUUGCGUUUUUGAUUUAAGAUGAAUUGCACUUUUGAAAGGUGUCUGAAUGACCUUUUAAUGAUUGUGUGCUUUUGCUUUUAUUUGUGGAAAUGCGUUUUGCCAUCAGCUUUAUUGGUGUGACAAUGAUGAAUGUUUACUGCCGCUCCAAUAAAAUGGUGAAAUACCAAAAAUG
Syngnathus acus (greater pipefish) is the source of this 1704-nucleotide messenger RNA. RefSeq names its product legumain (gene lgmn). The coding region runs from base 153 to 1460 and encodes 435 amino acids. Gene Ontology annotation, molecular function: cysteine-type endopeptidase activity. The transcript is spliced from 14 exons. The record is from RefSeq and is a predicted model, not a curated record. Gene Ontology annotation, biological process: vacuolar protein processing. Lineage: Eukaryota; Metazoa; Chordata; Actinopteri; Syngnathiformes; Syngnathidae.